Saccostrea cuccullata (small rock oyster) is the source of this 1624-nucleotide messenger RNA. Its product is annotated as GTPase IMAP family member 4-like. Gene Ontology annotation, molecular function: GTP binding. The coding region runs from base 119 to 1573 and encodes 484 amino acids. The transcript is spliced from 4 exons. Lineage: Eukaryota; Metazoa; Mollusca; Bivalvia; Ostreida; Ostreidae. The record is from RefSeq and is a predicted model, not a curated record.
UUCAUUUUAAACAGAAAAAGAAAAAAAGUGUACCAAGAAGUCUGAGUUUUUGAGCACACAAAAGAAGAUCUCUAGCGGGAUUUGUAAAUUCAGUUUUACAGAAGAAAAAUUGUCUGCCAUGGUUACCUCCCUCUCUACUUCUGACGUAGCCACUACAUUCAAUCCAACUUAUCAGAACAACCCAACAAAUUACUCCGCAGGAGCUUCAUUAUACUAUGAGGAGGACAAUGGCCCGAAAGAUCAGUGGCAGUGCACGAACUGUACGUUUCUAAACAAACCAAACAGGACCUCUUGUAAUAUUUGUGGACUCAACAUACUCAAAGCGACGGAAGAUAAAACUUCUACCAUCAUAUACCCACUCUCUGUUUGUAAAGAAAACACGCCGACUCCUCCUGUUAAUCAAACUACUGGAUGUUCAUUUGAUCACGGGCUCGAUGCAACAUUCGAAGACGGAAGCUUUUUAAGACAGGAAUUACGGAUAAUACUUGUUGGGAAAACCGGAUCGGGGAAGAGUGCCACAGGAAAUACAAUUUUGGGCAAAAGAAUGUUUGUAUCUGAUGUAUCCAAUUCAAGCGUUACAAAUAGUUGUAGGAAAGGGUCAGCCCGAAGGUUUGGCGACGAUAUACUAGUCGUAGACACGCCUGGUCUUUUUGACACAGGAAUGACAAAUGAUGACAUAAUUAAAGAGAUUUUGAAAUGCGUAGGGAUGAGCGCUCCAGGACCCCAUGCUAUCCUUCUUGUCAUUGGGAUUGGGCGUUUUACCAAGGAAGAAAGAGAAACAAUUAAAUUGUUAAAAAAAGCCUUCGGCCCGAACAUGAUGGGAUACUUGAUCAUUGUUUUCACAAGAAAAGACGACCUGGACCGUGGGCGAAAAUCUAUAGAAGACAUAUUAAAGGAGGCUCCACAACCUUUACAAGAAAUAAUAAGGGGUUGUCAAGAUCGAUUUUUUGCCAUAGAUAACACAGAAAAGGAGACUGAAAAGUUAGAAAAACAGGUAGAUGAUCUACUGAGAAUGAUAAAAGAAAUGGUGAAGAAAAAUGGAGGAGAAUACUACACAAGUGCUAUAUUUAAUAAGUUUGAGUCGUCCAUUAGGAAACGUGAAAGGAAACUGAAAGCUAUGUAUGAGGAAAGGAUGGAGGAGAUUUCAAUUCUUAAGAAGAGGGAGGAAGAAUUGGUCGUCAAACUAGCCCGGAUGGAAAAUCAACUGAACGAGCAUACCACAGACAAUGUGAGAAGACACGACUCUUUGCAGAUGCCAAUGGAUCAUUCAUCAAUCGCAGUUAAUCCCCGCAUUUCUGACGGAGAAGAGUACUGGAAAUUAAUACCACCAGGAAUUCUAGUGACCAGAAAAAUUCUAAAAGAAGUCAGACAGGAAAUGGAUGAAAAAAUGACGAAGGACGGUUUCGGAAGUAUGUAUCCCCAUGGUUCGGAUAGCAAAAGACUUCACCGACACAUCAGAGAAAGAGUUCGAAGUGAGAUUGAAAGUGGAGAUAAUAUACUUGAAAAAGUAAUGAAAAAAAUAUAUAAAGCAGGAUUAGGAUUAAUCAAUAAAUUGAAAUUUAGGAAAACCUGAGUCUGAAAAGAACAUGUAAUGAUCAUGAGUGGCCAAUGGAUGAUUAUUCGG